Molecule: messenger RNA, 567 nt
Organism: Arachis ipaensis
Lineage: Eukaryota; Viridiplantae; Streptophyta; Magnoliopsida; Fabales; Fabaceae
Molecular function (GO): zinc ion binding; nucleic acid binding
Source: RefSeq, a predicted model, not a curated record
AUGAGUGCACGAAACCUUCCUAUGAUUGCCAUUGUUAGGUCUACUUUCUAUUGGCUGAAUGAGUUGUUUACUCGGAAGAGUGCCGAGGCUCAUGAGCAUGUCCGCAACGGAUUCACGUAUUCAGAAUUUGCAACAAAGAGAGUUGAAGAAAGCUUUCGACGUGCAGGAAACAUUGUGGUCAACCAGUUCGACAGGCAGAACGAGAUGUUUGAGGUUGAGCGAAUCCCAUGUCGCCACGUGCUUGCAUGUUACGCCAACCAGCGUCUUGAUUGGCAAGUAUACGUGCACGGCGUGUACAAGAUGUCUAAAAUUUACAAGGUGUACAGAGGCGAGUUUGUUCCGAUGGGUGACCCAUCUACGUGGGAUAGAUAUGAAGGAGCAAAGAUGAUCGCCAAUUGGACAUUGACGCGCGCGACAAAAGGAAGACCGAAGUCAACCCGCUACUUGAAUGAGAUGGAUUCGCGGGAUAUGCGUGGUCCUUGCCGGUGCAUUAUAUGUGGACGCGAGGGACAUAGCCGCAGCCAAUGUCCUCAGCGCGCAGGUCCAAGCUCCGCUGGAGGUCAUUAG